Messenger RNA from Tribolium madens (black flour beetle), 1675 nucleotides. Its product is annotated as cytochrome P450 6A1-like. NCBI's taxonomy places the organism in Eukaryota, Metazoa, Arthropoda, Insecta, Coleoptera, Tenebrionidae. The coding region runs from base 159 to 1634 and encodes 491 amino acids. Gene Ontology annotation, molecular function: heme binding; monooxygenase activity; oxidoreductase activity, acting on paired donors, with incorporation or reduction of molecular oxygen. The transcript is spliced from 3 exons. The record is from RefSeq and is a predicted model, not a curated record.
UUCCCAGCUUAGUACAAUUAAACAGUUGAAUGCUGUGUACAUUUUCUGAAUCAGAAUUUAUCAAGUAUUCAAGACGUAUGAUGCAAUGAUAAUGCAAUUUUCACGAUAUAAAAGAAUUUACCACAAUUGAGUGAACUAAACAAAUUUUUUAGACAAAAAUGUUUACUUUUGUGGGCCUUGUAAUCACCCUUUUGGCCACGUUAUUCGCCUACUUYCAAUGGACGUACAACUACUGGAAAAGACGAAACCUCCAAUACCUCGAACCCAAAAUCCCCUUCGGAAACUCGGGUAAUCCCUUCAAACGCAAGGAAAACUCCGGUUUUCGCUUCAAACGCUUCUACGACGAAAUGAAAUCAAAGGGGUGGAAACACGGGGGGUUGUACUCAAUCCUCAACCCGAUUUACGUGGUCACAGACUUGGACUACAUCAAAAAUAUAAUGACCAAAGACUUUCAAUAUUUCACAGAUCGUGGAGUUUACUUCAACGAGAAGGAUGAUCCUCUUAGUGCCCAUUUGUUUGCCAUUGAGGGGCCCAAAUGGCGCCAUUUGAGGACUAAAAUAUCCCCGACUUUCACCUCCGGGAAGAUGAAACAAAUGUUUCAGACUUUGGUCGACUGUGUUCCUCAAUUGUUGCAACAAAUUGAGGAAAAAAGCCCAGUUGAUAUCAAAGAAGUUUUAGGGUGUUUCACCACUGAUAUAAUCGGAUCGUGUGCGUUUGGACUUGAAUGUAAGACUUUUGAGGAGGAAAACUCCCCGUUUAGGGAGUUUGGGCGAAAAUUCUUCCACGUGUCAAAACUAGAUAUUGCAAAAUUUCUUUUCUCGGGGAAUUUUCCCACUUUGGCACGACUUCUAGGUGUCACAAUAACGUCAAAAGACGUUUCAAAUUUCUUCAUGAAAGUUGUCAAAGACACAGUAAAAUACCGGGAAAAAAACCAUUUGGUCCGUAAAGAUUUUAUGCAACUCCUCAUCGACUUAAGAAAUAGUGAAACAGAGGAAAAAGUCUUAACCAUUGAAGAAAUCGCGGCUCAAUGCUUCGUUUUCUUCAUCGCGGGUUUUGAAACAUCUUCAACCACAAUGACUUUUGCUCUCUAUGAACUGGCAAAAAGUCCAGAUUUGCAGGAAAAAGUCCGGAAUGAAAUUGGGACAGUUUUGGCCAAACAUGGAAAAAUCACUUAUGACGCCAUUCAAGACUUGAAGUUUAUGGACCAAGUGAUUGAGGAGACCUUGAGGAUGUACCCCCCGGUCCCCCUCCUCACGCGAAAGUGUGUCAAGGAUUACAAAAUCCCAGAACAGGACGUAAUCAUCGAAAAGGGGAYUAGAGUCUUCAUCCCAAUCCUUGGCAUUCACUACGACCCGGAGUUUUACCCAAAUCCGGACCAAUUCGACCCGGAGCGGUUCAAUGAACGGUUGAAGAACACAAGGCAUGGGUAUGCCCAUUUGCCUUUUGGCGAGGGACCCAGAAUUUGCAUCGGAAUGCGGUUUGGGUUAAUGCAAACCAAGGUUGGCCUCACUGCUUUAUUGAAAAAUUACCGAUUUUCGGUCAGUGACCAGACCCAARCACCUUUGAAGAUGAAAACCAGUUCGUUUAUUUUGGCRGCGGAGGGUGAUGUCUGGUUGAAUGCCCAAAAAAUUUGAUCAAUUUCUAAUGUAGUUAAAAAUAAACAAUUUUACUCGUG